UGCCUAGUGCCUUGGUGGGCAACCGUAAAUCCUGUUUCUUUUGGGAAUAGAAAGUAGUAGUCAUCAAGGGUUUCUCUGGCCUCAACAACGUUCCAGAUUCUCAAAAAUGGAACAAGUUACAGAAUCAAUUAACAAUCUUAACAUCACAGAUUCAUCCAACAACAUUAAGAAAAACCGUAUUCAGGUCUCCAACACUAAAAAGCCCCUCUUUUUCUACGUUAAUCUUGCUAAGAGGUACAUGCAACAACACGAUGAAGUUGAGCUCUCGGGUCUUGGAAUGGCGAUUGCAACUGUCGUGACAAUUGCUGAGAUUUUGAAGAACAAUGGUUUUGCUGUUGAGAAAAAAAUAACAACUUCUACUGUUGACAUCAAUGAAUCUGGGGGGCGACCGGUCCAGAAAGCUAAGAUUGCGAUUGUCCUGGGUAAGUCAGCAGAAUUUGACGAGUUGAUGGCUGCAGCUGCCGAAGAGGCUGUAGAAGGGGAGGAGCAGCAGGCAUAGGGUUUUUAUUUUGGCUAUGUGUCACUAUUUUUGUGUUUGUCUCUUAAUUUAUAAGGGGUUGUCCUGGAUUUUAUGGACUAAAUUUUACUAACUUAUUUAGCUGCAAGGCUUUACCUAUCAAUUUUGUAACAAAUCUUAAUGCUGAUUUCUUACAUUGCACUUGUGACUCA
Molecule: messenger RNA, 669 nt
Organism: Amaranthus tricolor (Joseph's coat)
Lineage: Eukaryota; Viridiplantae; Streptophyta; Magnoliopsida; Caryophyllales; Amaranthaceae
Exons: 5
Coding region: 107-499 (130 amino acids)
Cellular component (GO): nucleus
Molecular function (GO): RNA binding
Source: RefSeq, a predicted model, not a curated record